GUGUACAUAUACUACACAUAGUAUUUAACUCGAAGAAGAAAGUGCCGAUAUUUCGUGAUAACUGAUUGUAAUAACAUUUGUGUAUAUAUAUAUAUAUAUAUAAAAUUAGGCCUGACAUUAUAUAAUUAGUAAUUUUAAUUAUGAAAAUUGUUUCAUAAUUGCAUAGAAAUAAAGAUAUUAACAAUUUAUUGACUGGCACUUGUACAGUAUUUUUAUAAAAUAAAAAAAAAAUGUCAUUCCGAGGACGUGGUGGUGGAUUUGGUAGAGGAGGAGGCGGUGGCGGAUUUCGUGGUGGAAGAGGUGGAGGAGGAUUCAGAGGACGUGGUGACAGGGGUGGAAAAGGAUUUGAUCAAGGCCCACCAGAGCAUGUGACUCCAUUAGGACAUUUUACAUGGACAGUUCAAGAUGACUUAGUUGCUAAAGUCGACAUAGAACAAGUACCUUUUUUUAAUGCUCCAAUUUAUACAGAAAAUAAACAACAAAUUGGGAAAAUAGAUGAAAUUUUUGGUAAUAUUAGAGAUUAUUAUGUGUCUAUAAAAUUAUCAGAAAAUAUAAAAGCAUCCAGUUUUCAAAAGGAUACACAGUUAUUUAUAGAUCCAAAUAAAUUGUUACCUUUACAAAGAUUUUUGCCUAAACCUCCUGGAUCAGUACAAAAAAGAGGUGGUGGUGGAGGUGGCAGAGGAAUAAAAAGACUUGCUGGUCGAGGUGGUGGUAGACCAUCAUUUGGACGAGGUGGUGGUGGUUUUGGAAGAGGAGGUGGUGGCAGUGGUGGUUUUAAAGGACGUGGUGGAGCUGGUGGUGGAGGAGGAGGGGGAGGAGGAUUCGGACGUAAUAGCUUUAGCAGAGGACGUGGAAAAGGAAAAUGGUAGAAGAGUAAAAUCUGAUAAUUAAAUUUUAUAUAAGGAUGUAUAAAAUGACAAGAAUUCUUUAAAAAAAUUAAAAUAUAGAUAAUUUGUAACAUAUGCACCUGAAUAUAUAUGCUGAAAACAUAUACAAAUAUAAUUUA
This is a messenger RNA of Frieseomelitta varia, 1006 nucleotides long. It is a transcript of the gene Gar1, whose product is annotated as probable H/ACA ribonucleoprotein complex subunit 1. The transcript has 4 exons. The coding region runs from base 231 to 869 and encodes 212 amino acids. NCBI's taxonomy places the organism in Eukaryota, Metazoa, Arthropoda, Insecta, Hymenoptera, Apidae. Gene Ontology annotation, biological process: ribosome biogenesis; snoRNA guided rRNA pseudouridine synthesis. The record is from RefSeq and is a predicted model, not a curated record. Gene Ontology annotation, cellular component: box H/ACA snoRNP complex. Gene Ontology annotation, molecular function: box H/ACA snoRNA binding.